AUGUCCACGAUGUCAACGAUCAGCAAAGGUCUAUCAGGUUUAUUUGGGGAAAAACUUGAAUUACAUCAUUUUCCAUCGGAUGUUCAACAUUUAUCAAUUUUCAUAACAUCACUGUUUUUAGAUGAUAAAGUUAUAUUAAUUCCUGAUCCUUAUCGUUUCAGUGAAGUUAAUCGAGAAGCAUUUGUUGAUCAACAAGAAUGGUCAUUAUAUGAACAUGUCGACACUGAACAAAGAUAUAUUAAAGAUUUUCUUUUUCGAAUUGAUGAUGAUGAUGAAGAUGAUGGUCGACAAAUGAAAGAAAUAAGUAAUAAAGAAGAUCGAAAACGUUCAGUUUUAACAGUCACUUGUCAUACUGAUUUGUAUUUAAAAGAAAAACAAAAUGAAUAA
Rotaria sp. Silwood1 is the source of this 387-nucleotide messenger RNA. The record is from the annotation of a GenBank genome assembly. Lineage: Eukaryota; Metazoa; Rotifera; Eurotatoria; Philodinida; Philodinidae.